This is a messenger RNA of Spizellomyces punctatus DAOM BR117, 1589 nucleotides long. RefSeq lists its product as uncharacterized. The record is from RefSeq and is a predicted model, not a curated record. NCBI's taxonomy places the organism in Eukaryota, Fungi, Chytridiomycota, Chytridiomycetes, Spizellomycetales, Spizellomycetaceae. The transcript has 5 exons. Bases 136 to 1209 code for a protein of 357 amino acids.
CUGCGCAUGGCGACGUCAACUUUCAUCGCGUUCACGUGAUCUCGUAAUAUAUCCAGAAAUGGAUAGAUUGCUAGGCUGGUUGCAAAUGGUCCAUCGCAACCAAAAGGCCACCACACAGCACUCGUUCAUCACACGAUGCUGGCAAAGUUUCCCUUGACGAGGGCGAUGCCCACUGCCCGUCAUCGCUACUUGCCGUGUCGUUUCCCGUCGUCAAGUACAGUGCAGCCUUUGGUUCGCCAAUAUUCUAAACCCUCGUGGGAGAAAGAAGGAUGCGACGAGGAGGCUUUGGAAGCUCCGCGAUCCUAUAUUCCACUUGAUGAGAUACUGGAAGACUAUCCGUUGCGGUUAACCGGCACUCCGAGGCGGGGGCCUUUCGACCCGAUACCGUCAUGGUGGCCAUGGGUUGAGCGGGUUUUUUUGGGUCCUGCUAGGAGGAAUAUUGCAAGAAUAACAACUUGGGGUUGGAUGGAAUCCCGCUUCCCUGUGGCAGAAAAUCAGCCCAAAUACUUCCCUGAUCUAUUCACUCAAGGCGCAGGCUUCGCGUUCACGUCCUUAUUACCGCGUCUCUCAAAAUGGAACGGGUCAUCGUCGUCGGACAAUGCCCUUUCAGAGCUAUUAACUCCCAGCAUGUACCAGCGCUUUCAAAAGUCACAUCAAAAACUUGACAAGGAAGGGGUGGAAAUCGAGUUCAAGCUCCUUGAUGAAUUACGGACGACUCCGGGCGACGUUUGGCUCACUUUUGGAUCUGCGGAAGAGGUCAAAUCAACACUGAUGUUUGGCAAAGUCGUAAGACGCUUCAACCCUCUGAGCUUUGUGAGGGAGCUCAGGGAUUCGGACAAUCAACGUUAUCUUUUCAGAGAAGUGGUCUUUGAAUAUGCCUUUAAACAGUCUGACACUCCUGAAGCCCUACGUGGCCCUCUUUCCUUUGGGCUCAAAUCGUCCAUAAUUCGAAAGGGACAAGUAGUAGGGGUUGACGUCUGUUUCCAAACAAAAUUCCGUGUCACUGUGCGUGAAAAGAAAUAUGGGGAUGGUGAAGGUACAAUCAUCUCGCAACAAACAGUGGAUCAUCCUGUGUGGGUGAGAUUUGAGAGCCCGCAUUUUGUAGACAGAAUGGACGGAGAGUGGAAGGUGGGCGACGUGGAUAGAUUGAUUCAGAAUGAGCGCAUUUUGGAGGAAGAAAAAUGUCUGGGCACUGAACCCGAGGAAUGACAAUGACCGACACGACAAACACAAAGGGAGAGAGCUACAAUUUGUACCAUGUAAAUACUACACUGAUGCCUGAUUCCUUCACCAUCUACCAACUUUCAGCGACGCUAGAUAUUAGCUAGAUUAAGCCUACGAGCUUCCACGGCAUUCUGGAUGGUUCACGAAACAAGAACAUGGAUCUGCAGAUUCGCACAUCACUGCCCGAGGUACUCGGAUAAACAUCCACAAAAGUAGCAGCAAUCCCAUAGUGUUCAUCGAAUAAACCAAGAAUGUUGUAAACCUUCUCCGAUGAACCAUGAUGUCGCGCCAUGUUCUCAAGAACGGGAGGCGCUGCAGACGUGUUGUGUUUGUUAAAAGAAACACCAGGUCGUAGGAGAUCCCAA